AUGCCGGCCAUCUCUAUAGUUGUUGAUUUGGUUGCGGAAUUACCCAAGGCUGAUAGUCUUACGUUAAGACCUACUCAUAUCUACGAUUCAUUUGACAAUGACCAGGACUGGAAAUGGUUCCUAGAGGCCCGAUUGACCUCUGCCUACACUACGUUGACUCAGGGUGACGAACUUAUCAUCAAGGAUGUCGAUAGUCUUGGACAGAUCUAUCGGUUGAACGUGACUAAAGUUUCCCCUGCAAGAACUGUUUGCAUUGUUGAUACAGAUAUCAACUUAGAUAUAGAACCUCUUGACAUUGCCAUGGCCAAACAAAUGAGCGAUCGUCAAUCUCAGAAUGGGGAAUUUCAAGUUCUACCCUUAAAUCAAUCUACCUUGUGUGAAAGCUCUCAGAAACUCAAAUGCUGCAUUCCGCAAACUCUUAGAUCCAAGAAAGAUUUGCAGCUUAGCAUUAUAUCCAAUAUGGACUUCGCCAUAUCUUCAAAUCGGUUCUCGGGACCAGAUUCAUUCACGAGAUGUACGCUAAAUAGUGAAAAUGAGCUCAAAUUGACGUCCAAGGAUGCUGAAUUUAACUCCGAUAAUAUAUAUGUGAUUCCUCUUGGUUCAGAGUUUGCGAAAGCUAAAUUCACUGUUCGGAUCGGUCAGAUAGGGAUGCUUGACUCCAAACAAUCGCAUAGAUCGCUUGAUCCUGAUCAGAUGAUAUGCCCUUAUUGUGGAUCCACCAUAGCUAAGGCAUCUAAAUUCAUGCAUGAGAACUUCUGUCGUCGAAAUAAUAUACGAUGCGAAAAGGGAUGUGGUAAAGUGUUUCUUAGAAAGAUUCCCGAAACACACUGGCAUUGUUGUGACACCUACGGAGACACCGCCGAAUCGCUCUCACUUCAUGAAGAAUACUUUCACAAAGGUCCAGUCAACUGUCCUCAAUGCGGUACCGAUUCAUUUGCUAACAGACAAUUGCUAGCCUACCACAGGGCAGUGGAAUGUUCCAAGACACUACACGAAUGCCAAUUCUGCCAUCUUGUAGUUCUGCGAGGAGAGCCAACUCCUGAAUCUCGCCUAUCUGGCAUGUCCGCACACGAAUUCGACUGCGGAUCGAGAACUACCGAGUGCUACAAAUGUGGUAAGGUCUUGAGAAGAAGAGACAUGAAUUCUCACUCAAAGUUGCACGAUUUAGAUCGGAUAAGUAAGCCUAGACCACACAUUUGUUCCAAUGAGAACUGUGUGAGGCCUAUAAGAAGUGAAAAUCAGAAUGCUAUGGGGCUUUGUGAUGUGUGCUUUGGUCCGUUAUUUUCUACUGCUUACGAUCCCACGCAUUCAAAGCUUCGUUCUAGGGUAGAAAGAAAGUACAUUAUACAAAUAAAAACGGGAUGCGGUCACAAAUUGUGCCAGAACCAGCUAUGCGCUAGCUCUGAAGUAUCUGGAAAAGUGAAACUGGACAAAUUCGCCGACAUAAUUAAGCUCGUCAAGACGCAACUUGUGCCAGAAGACAUAACCAAGUGCAGAAAUUGGAGUUUCUGUGUGGAUGAAGCGAUGUACAAGAAAAAGAGCUUUACGGAAACGUUGAAAGAAAUGCCAGAAGUUUCAGAAUAUGAUGUAGCAUGGAUUUGUCUGGCAGUUAGCCAAGUGAAGCUUGUGGAUGGAGACGAUACACGAAAUAUAGAUAUAAUUAAAGCUUGGCUAAAGGAGUAUGGAGUACAGAAGAGCGAAUAUGCAAACUAA
This is a messenger RNA of Brettanomyces nanus, 1713 nucleotides long. RefSeq lists its product as uncharacterized. Bases 1 to 1713 code for a protein of 570 amino acids. Gene Ontology annotation, molecular function: polyubiquitin modification-dependent protein binding. Lineage: Eukaryota; Fungi; Ascomycota; Pichiomycetes; Pichiales; Pichiaceae. Gene Ontology annotation, cellular component: VCP-NPL4-UFD1 AAA ATPase complex. The transcript is spliced from 2 exons. The record is from RefSeq and is a predicted model, not a curated record.